CCCAUGAGAUUGUUUGUGAACGAGGCGACGGCAUAGCCCCUCUAGUCUGCUUAAUUGGACUAUGCAGGUUGUAUGCUCAAUAUUUAUCGUAGUCCUUUAUCGAAUCGGCUACAUCGAUCUGCAUCUCGUGAGUUAUCACCUCCGUUAAGGCCAAUGGCAGAUCAACCGGCAGCUCGUACUUUGCACGAUUAUUUAACGCCAGAAAGAGGUCCACAUGUCUCCCCCAUAGCCAUUCCCACUUGCACUGCCGCCAAUGCGUUUGCUUUCAAGUCAGAGUAUCAUCGGGUUAUACCAGAGUUUCGGGGGAGUGAAUUGGAGGAUCCCUAUGCUCACAUUCGAGAAUUCGAGACUAUCGUUAGCACCUUCGUGACCGGGCCGGGACAGCUAGAUCAAGCUCGCCUGAAGGGGAUGAAAACAAUUGAUGCUUCAGAUCACCUUGGAUUGCAACGGCUUAUUCGUGUCUUUUCAUCGGAACCCUAAUUUGUUGUCGGAACCCUAAUCUGCAAAAUAGACAAGGGGUGAGAGCACCUUUGCCUCUCGUG
Messenger RNA from Rhododendron vialii, 542 nucleotides. RefSeq lists its product as uncharacterized. The transcript is spliced from 2 exons. The record is from RefSeq and is a predicted model, not a curated record. The coding region runs from base 73 to 480 and encodes 135 amino acids. NCBI's taxonomy places the organism in Eukaryota, Viridiplantae, Streptophyta, Magnoliopsida, Ericales, Ericaceae.